Molecule: messenger RNA, 977 nt
Organism: Ilex paraguariensis (yerba mate)
Lineage: Eukaryota; Viridiplantae; Streptophyta; Magnoliopsida; Aquifoliales; Aquifoliaceae
Source: the annotation of a GenBank genome assembly
AUGCGUGCAAUGGGUAUGCCUAUUCUCGAACCAGCUCGCAAAAACACAGAUCCACUUCAGGUUGAAAAGGUUCAUCGACAAAAGAGAGCGAAAUUGCAGCAUGUUAAUAAUCAUGCAGCGAAAUUCCAGCCCAAGUCACUCUCUCUCUUCUGUGUCAUGGAUCUGUCCACACUGAAAUUUGAAGAAGUAGAAGGCAGUGAAUAAUCUCCAGGUAAUCUUAGUGCUGAAAUUGGAUUUGUGUUCUGUUCCCUUUGAGAAGCCUAACAAUUGACUGCUAAAAAAACAAUACACACAUAUAUAUGGAAUUGGAACCAAAGACACUAAUAUAUUUUUCUUAUGGUUUUUUGAUAUUCUGAGUUAUUUUUUUGAUGUCACAUUUUGAUCACAGACAAUAUACUAUUCUCUUAAUGGUAGAUUACACUCCAUGAAUUCGAGUUGGACACAACUCUAUAUGACAGGGUCCUCAUAUCAUUAUUUGGACAACUGUUCAUUGGUGGGAGCUUUGAAAGUGAAGAAAAUGGGAUAAACUUUAUAAUUCUAAGAAUUGCUUCAUGGAUACUAUGUAAUUUUAACUAACCACAGAAAGCAUUAGAGAGAGAGAGAGGCCUGUCCAUUAACCCUUUUUUUUUUUUUUUUAAUUCUGUCUGUUAACCCCUGGAAAACUGGUUGACAUGUACAAGUCAACAUUUUAGAAACACAACAAGUGCCAAAAAAAAAACACAACUUGGACGGCUUCUUUGUUGGAUUUGCCUAUAAAUUUAUUAAUUUAUUAAUUUCUAAUCAAAAGAAUUACAAGAACGAACCACAAAAAAUUUUCCUAUCCUAAGAAAGAGGAGAGUUUUGGUUUAUGAUGAUCAAUGUAAUUGUGGUUGCUUGGAUGCUGAGUUUGUGCCUGUAGUUUUUAGUGUUGAUUUGUUUGAAACAAGUCAUUUUUAUUGGCUGGAAGUUGAUGUCAGUUCAAAUUGCUGCUGUGAAAG